AUGUCAGCGCUGGCCUCUUCACUGGUUCCAUCAGCGUCCAUAUAUGAUAAACAUGAACAACAAGUAACCAUCAAAAUAAAUCAAUUACGCCACAUACUCCGCCAACGUUUCCACCUCACUUUAAAUGAAUUUAUAUUCUUAUCAUCAUUCAUAUUCAACUUCUUACUUUCGCGAUUAAUUCAUUAUACUUCGCCACAGGAGGAAGUUUACAACUACUACAAUAAUAAGCAUAAUUUUUUCAAUACGGUGUUUGUGAAGCGUGGUUGGGGAUGGACAACUUUGAUCAUCAUUGUGUUUUACGCUGUCAUUGUCAUGCCUAAGUUAUACAGCAACAAGAACGAUACCACGUCGAUUCAACAGCAACAGAAAAUUGAGUUUUUAAUCAAAGCAGUAGUGAGAUACGCAAUAGCUACAUUCUGGUGGAUCUUAUUCACCCAAUGGUGUUUCGGGUUACCAAUAAUGGAUAAGAUCUUUGUCCUUACAGGUGGUGUAUGUGUCUUGGAGCCACACCCAACAACACAAACAACUCCACCACUGACUAUAGCCAACCAUGCGUUGGGGCAACUGUUUUUACAAGAUUUAGAAACGUUGGUUUGGAAAAGCAAAGAUGUAUCAUCGUACCAUUGUCGGAAAUUCAAAGGAUCGUGGUUGGGCGGAUACGAUCCUAGUGGGCAUGUAUUUUUAAUGAUUCAUUCGUCGAUUUAUUUGUAUUUCGAAACUGCUGCAUGGUUUAACUGGACCGAUGUGAGAGGUGCUCUUUACUCAAUCAAACAAAGUUUACGUGAUAGGAGGUAUUUGGAAUCUCACAUAUGGCAAUUGGUGUAUGGUAUAGUUCAGUUGCUGUUGGUGGGGUUAGUUGCAUUAUGGUGGUUCAUGUUGUUGAUGACAAAUGUGUAUUUCCAUUCUAUUGUCGAAAAGUUGUCUGGUUUGGUGUUUGGAUAUUUUGGAGUCAUUGUGGUUUAUGUGUUGCCGAGAUGGAUCAAGUAA
Messenger RNA from Lodderomyces parapsilosis, 987 nucleotides. RefSeq lists its product as uncharacterized. Bases 1 to 987 code for a protein of 328 amino acids. The record is from RefSeq and is a predicted model, not a curated record. The transcript has a single exon. Gene Ontology annotation, cellular component: endoplasmic reticulum membrane. Lineage: Eukaryota; Fungi; Ascomycota; Pichiomycetes; Serinales; Debaryomycetaceae. Gene Ontology annotation, biological process: lipid storage; lipid droplet organization; phospholipid biosynthetic process.